AUGGGAGGAAAAAGCAGUCGACUGUCAGUGGAGGCACGGCUGAGCCUCCUGGGCGAGUGUGGCGUGGACGCCGUGAGGCUGUCCCGCCCCCGCUCGGGGGGCUGCUGUGGGAGGGGGAGGCGCUCUCUGGCCUCCUUUACCUUCCGGCAAGGGGCCGAGGGGGGCAAAGCCCCUCGUGUCGGAUCAGGCGGCCAGCCUGAAUAUGGACAAGCUGGCCGCCUUGGACCAGGAGACACCCAUCAGGGUGCACUGCCUGGCAGGAGGCGCAACAGUCUUCUGUCAGGACCUGCCCCUGAGGGACCUCCUGGCCGGACUGAACAAGAGAGUGGGCAGCCGCCCCAAGCCCCCCAAGAGGACCAGGCUGUCCGCGUCCCAGAGGCGGGGCAGGAGGCCGGCCCCGCCCCAGAGGCUGGCCAGGUGGUGGUGGCCAGCCCGGGGCACGAGGCCGGCCACGCCCCUGAGGCUGGCCAGGUGGUGGCGGCCAGCCCAGGGCACGAGGCCUGCCCCGCCCCAGAGGCUGGCCAGGUGGUGGCGGCCAGCCUGGGACACGAGGUCGGCCCCUCCCCUGAGGCUGGCCAGGUGGUGGCGGCCAGCCCGGGGAAGGAGGCCGGACCCGCCCCUGAGGCUGGCCAGGUGGUGGCGGCCAGCCCGGGGAAGGAUAGCCUGGGCCUCCAGAGGAGACCGCCGUGGCAACCGCGAGCGUCAGUACGGCGGUGUGAGCAGAUCAGACCCAGAUCAGACACACAGGUUUCACUCCUGCAGCCUUCACAGCCCGAGGCGCAUCAAGACGACGCCACCACUACAGCCAAGGGCGGCAAUGAGCACUGCCACCAGACCUGCGGGCCUCGUGACAGUCGUGCGGACAGGAAGUUUCGCCAAUUUGCAGAGCAAGCCGCCUAA
Messenger RNA from Scylla paramamosain (green mud crab), 900 nucleotides. RefSeq names its product basic salivary proline-rich protein 2-like. The transcript is spliced from 3 exons. NCBI's taxonomy places the organism in Eukaryota, Metazoa, Arthropoda, Malacostraca, Decapoda, Portunidae. The record is from RefSeq and is a predicted model, not a curated record. The coding region runs from base 1 to 900 and encodes 299 amino acids.